UUAUUUCCGGGGUGGUUGGAUGAAUUUAUUUUCCCUUGAGAUGCUUCCAUUUCUCAAAAAAGAAAAAUAAACUUUUCUAUCUUAGCUUAAUUAAGUCACCAUAUGCACAAUAAUGAAUGAUCUUUUUCUCUCUCCUUCUCUUUCUCGCGCCAAAUCUUGGCUUUAACUUUCCAACUUCUAUUUUCUUCUAAUCUUUUCCCUCCUUUUCUCUCUGCCCAUAUUUUCUCUUUAAUUUCCUUUCUUUUAAACUUCCUUACAAUACUUUUUCAGCACACCCUUGUCCUUUCACCUAAAUAUUUUCUUCCAUCAGUUCACACUAGUCCAAGACUCCAUUUCUCGUGUACUAAAAUACACCCAUUUUGCCCACUCUGUAUUACUAAAAAUCAAUGGAUUCUGUAAGACCAUCUCCAGCUCCAAGUAAGAGUAGGUUAGCAAAGACAUUUCAAAGAGUAAUCCAUAGAAAAAACUCAUCAAAACCUUUUUCCAACAAUGGGUUUUGCCUACUCAUACCUCAAGAAAAACUCAGAUGUUGUGAGUCACAACACUUUGACAAAGAAGAAAUUGAAGAAUGCAAAGAACAUACAAAAAACAAAGCUGUUAUGGAGGCUUUUGUUGCUAAGCUUUUUGCCACUGUUUCUUCUGUUAAAGCUGCUUAUGCUGAGCUUCAGUUAGCUCAGUUCCCUUACAAUAAUGAAGCUAUUCAAGUUGCAGAUCAAGCUGUGGUUGAUGAACUCAAAGCUUUAUCUGAACUCAAACACAGUUACAUCAAACACCAGAUUGAUUCUUCACCACCCCAUGUAACCCUAAUGCUUGCUGAGAUUCAAGAACAACAAUCAGUCAUGAAGACAUACGAAAUCACCAUGAAGAAAAUGCAAGGAGAAAUUGAAUCCAAAGGAUACAACAUAUGUACUCUCCAAAAUGAGCUACAAGAAACCAUACAAAACAACAGAUCACUUGAAAGAAAGCUCAACGCUAGUGGAUCAUUCUCUAUUCUUGACAAUGUGAAGUUUUCAGAUGUAAAUCCUAAAGAUUUCAUCAUGGUUUUGCACUAUGCUAUGAGAUCUAUACGCAACCUUGUUAAGUUCUUGAUUAAGGAAAUGGAGUCUGCUAACUGGGAUAUUGAUGCUGCUACAAACUCUAUACAAAAUGGUGUUACUUUCCAGAAAAGUAAUCACAGAGCUUUUGCAUUUGAAUCUUUUGUUUGCAGAGAGAUAUUCAGUGGGUUUAACGAGCCAACUUUUAAUGUUCAAAAUGAUGAUUCUUUAUUUUCCGGCAUAACAAGUCGGCGGAAUUUCUUCUAUGAACAGUUCAAGAAGUUGAAAUCUGUGAGUGUAACUCAUUUUCUCAAACAAAACCCUUCUUCUCUGUUUGGUAAAUUCUUGAAAGCUAAAUACCUUCAUUUAGUUCAUCCAAAAAUGGAGUUUUCCUUUUCUGGAAACUUAAAUCAAAGGAAACUUGUAAACUCAGGUGAGUUCCCGGAAACAGAGUUUUUCAAGGUUUUUAGUGAGAUGGGUAGGCGCGUGUGGCUUUUGCAUUGCUUAGCAUACUCUUUUGAUCAACAAGUUAGCAUUUUUCAAGUGAAAAAAAACUGUAGAUUUUCAGAAGUCUACAUGGAAAGUGUCACAGAUGAGAUUUUCUCCACUGCCGGCGGUGAGUUCAAGGUGGCGUUCACGGUGGUUCCAGGGUUUAAAGUUGGUAAAACGGUGGUUCAAAGUCAGGUAUAUUUAUCUCCGGUAAAUCCUCCGGCCAAGCACUAGUAGUAAAUAUUAGAGGAAAAAGUAAGUAAAAUCACAUCCCCACGCGCUCACACGCGCCGCCACAGCUUGUAAAUGGUUGGAUCAGCUAUCAACAUUCUUCCAAUAAAUGAGUUGAUGGUUAAGAC
This is a messenger RNA of Lycium ferocissimum, 1882 nucleotides long. Its product is annotated as protein GRAVITROPIC IN THE LIGHT 1. Bases 387 to 1757 code for a protein of 456 amino acids. The transcript has a single exon. Gene Ontology annotation, biological process: response to red or far red light; negative gravitropism. The record is from RefSeq and is a predicted model, not a curated record. NCBI's taxonomy places the organism in Eukaryota, Viridiplantae, Streptophyta, Magnoliopsida, Solanales, Solanaceae.